This is a messenger RNA of Ictalurus punctatus (channel catfish), 4547 nucleotides long. It is a transcript of the gene casp23, whose product is annotated as caspase 23, apoptosis-related cysteine peptidase. The transcript has 11 exons. Gene Ontology annotation, molecular function: cysteine-type endopeptidase activity. The record is from RefSeq and is a predicted model, not a curated record. NCBI's taxonomy places the organism in Eukaryota, Metazoa, Chordata, Actinopteri, Siluriformes, Ictaluridae. Gene Ontology annotation, biological process: proteolysis. The coding region runs from base 174 to 1535 and encodes 453 amino acids.
GCGUUUUGCACGGAAGGGAAGAGUCGGCCCUCGUCUUCAGAUAUACUGUCACUGCGGUCAGCUCAAAGGUGUAAAAUAGUGAUAUUAUAAUCCUGAUAUCUAAUAGGGAUUUAUACUACUGUCAUAUUUUCGAAGUAGUCGAAAGGGUUGAAAUUAAAACUUCUGCCACAAAAAUGUUAAAAGCGAAGGAAGAGGACAGAGACACAGAAGAUGCUGCACCUAUACAACAUUUCCGUAACCUAAGACUCUCAAGUGGUGGACAGAACAAAAAGUCUGAUGUCUUGCCUAGACAAACUGGUGUUUUGUCCUGUGGUCAUCAGAUGCCACCAGAUUACUUGAUUUCAUGGUGCAAGUACUAUCUAAUGCAGGAGAAGACUGAAUUCACUUGUCCAAGACUUGAUGAGAACAAGAAAGGCAUAUGUGGCACAAAAUUCUCUUAUCAGGACUUGUGCAAUACAGUUUCAUUAACUUCCUCGCUGAAGGAAUUCUUUGAAGAGAGACUUGGGGAGCUAACUGCAUCAAGCUACUGUGAAUUUAAAGCUUGUCCAGGAUGCGAGUCAUAUGUGGAGAGAGCUGAUCAGGAGAACCUGUGUGUCCACUGUACCGUAUGCACUGCCAGGAUGGGACGCUCCUAUGAGUUCUGCUGGGACUGCAGGAGGAAAUGGAAAGGAGCAGUGCAAAAUACUGUGCACUGUGGCUACAGUGACUGCAGAGAGACAGAGACUUUGCAAACAAAGAGAGAUUUGCUAAAGUUAUGUCAGCCUGCAUUCAAGCAACGCAAGCUUCAGACAGAACAGAUCUAUUCAACAAAGGAGAAAUCCAGUGACAGAAAGCGACUGGCUAUGAUCAUCAACAAUGUUGAAUUCACAGUAAGGGAGUAUAAUCGGAAUGGAGCAGAGAUGGAUGAAGAGAAUAUGAAGACUUUGCUUGAGGCCUUGGGUUAUGAUGUAAUCAUACUGAAUGACCUGUCUGCAGAGGGGAUGGAGGCUGCCUUGAGAGACUUCUCACAACACAAUGAACACAAAAAUUCAGACAGCACAUUUUUUAUCAUCAUGUCCCAUGGUGGACCUAAUGGCAUUUAUGGCAUUCAUUCUGAUGAAAAAGAUGAUGACAUUUUCCCUGUGGACAAAAUCUUCUACUACCUCAGCUCUGAGAACUGCCCCGGACUAACAGACAAGCCAAAAAUCAUUCUGAUUCAGGCAUGCAGAGGAGAUAAAAAAGGCCAUGUGUGGGUAUUUGAUGGUGUAAAGUCCAAUAAAGGAACAAAACAACAUCGUGAAAAAGAUUUUGCCUGCUUAAGAUCAUGCACACCAGACACUGUAUCCAUCAGGAAUCCUGACUCUGGCACAAUAUUCUUCAAGAUCCUUGUGGAAAUCUUCAAUGAACACUCUCAUGAGAACGACAUAGUGGAGUUGUUUACAAAGAUUCUUCACAGGUUUGAAAAAAAAGCAAAGGAAGGUGAAAUUCCUUAUCAAAUGCCAUGUAUGGACAGAACCACGCUUGUUAAGAAAUUCUACCUGUUUCCUGGACUUUGACAAGAGCUCAGGUUGCUGUCACUUCCUCAGGAAUUUAUUUAGUCUUUGUUAAAUAAGAGUACAAUAAAGUUUAUUUAGAAUUGAAGUAACAGAUCCUUAUGUAUACAGUAAAUAUGAACUGUACACACCAAAUCAAUGCAGAUGAAAUGAAACUAUUAAUAUUGUUUUAUGCUUCACAAAUCUGUACCUAUUUCAUUAAAGAAAAGUAUUUCUAUAUAUUUAGCAUCCAAGAGAAAUUAAUAAGAUACUGUGAUGUAUACUCCAGCUAAGUACAGGAACACCACUCAGAGGUUUGUGUUCCUUCUUCAUGUGUUCUAUCAUGCAGAAAAUCCUUCUGCCAGUAUUGUUCACUUUCACAUGAAUAACCUGUUUUUUAAUUAAUUUAUUUAUUUUUACAAUGUGUUGUUACACUGGAUUAAUAUUCUUACAGUAAAUGGUAAAUCUACAAUGGUCUGAGGUUGUAGAAGGGUGAAGAAAAAAAGCAGUAAGUAAUUUCAGGAACUUAAAUCUAUAAACAUAAUUUUUACUGACUGUUCACAAGAUUCACAAGUAUUUCUUUUUAUUUUUCUUUCUCUCCUAUAUAAGUAUAUAUAAACAGAUUUAAUGUAAAUUAGGCCAGAGGUGAAGCAAAAAUUAGACACUUUCAGAGUGGUCACAGUCAGUCAUCUUUUAUGCACACAUCAAGUGAGUGACAUGAAGUACAGUUUAAAUGGUGUCACAAUGGAUUGUAUGAAUUGUAAUGAUGUAAGUGCAUCUAAAAUAUUUUAUGUUCUAGUCCAGUAGCUGGAUUCCUAACCAGCUAUUAGCUAGAAUGUUAUGUAAAUAGUUGCACUGGGAAUAUACAUAGCAUCAAGUGUUUCAACAUCAUUGUAGAAAACUGGCUAUUUGAAUAGAACAUAAAAACGUUAUUUUCACAUUUGAGAUGUCUGAAAUACUGGUUAAUCUCUCUUGUUCUUUUUGAAAGUUUUUGAAUUUCCUCAUUUAGGGUUAUGAACUUAUAUGCAACUUUUUCUUUUGCUGGAGUGCAGUUCAGCAUUCUAAUUCGAAAAGUAUUCAGUGGGGUUUUAGGGGCAUUGUGAUGCUGGAACAUGUUUGAGCCCCUUGGUUUCAUUGAAGGGAAAUUUUAAUACUACACUAAACUAAUUAAUAGUAGCAGCCUAAUUGCUACACAGCUGGCCUACACAUUGCAUUCACAAAAUUAAAAUUUGUUUGUAAUAAACAUUGCAUUUUUAAACAUAGAAAUUGCUCAUGACAAUGAAGUUAAAAUUAAAUUACUAAUAUCAAAACCUACCCAAUUUAUAAGUAGGCAUAUUUUCUUCCUUCUUGCAUAGUUGUGAGGUGAACAGUGGAUGUAGCUUUACCAGCUCAUCUACAGAAUGACUGUUAAAUGGCUUAUUUGUUGAAUGAACUGUUGUGAUAUGUUUCUUGCUUGUGUUACUUGACCUUAGUGCAUUGUUUGAUACUACAGAUCAUACUAUUCUCCUCGAUAGACUAGAAAAUGUUGUGGGCAUUAAGGGAACAGUCCUCUCCUGGCUCAGGUCUUAUUUGACUGAUCGCUAUGAGUUCGUAGAUAUAAAUGGCGACUUCACACAUACCAAGGUUAAAUUUGGUGUUCCACAAGGUUCUGUUUUAGGCCCACUGCUUUUUACUAUAUAUAUAGUACCUCUGAGUCAAAUUAUUCAUAAACAUAGAAUUAACUUCCACUGUUAUGCUGAUGAUACACAGUUGUAUGUUUCAGCAAAGCAAGACAACACACAGCAGCUUAAUAAAGUUGAGGACUGUGUAAAGGACAUUAGACACCGCAUGCUUAUUAACUUCCACUUACUUAAUUCUGACAAGACAGAAGUACUUGUACUAGGACCACAUGCAGCUAGAAGUAAGCUUUCUGAUUACGUAGUUACUCUGGAUGGUCUUUCCAUUUAGUCAUGUGCCGCAUUAAAAGACCUUGGUGUAUUUAUUGACCCCAGUCUUUCAUUUGUAGGCUCAAAUUUUGCCUAUUACCUGAAGACACUUAAUAUAGAAACAGAUACUCACAUAUUCAAUUGGAGAAAGAAAAACAAGACACCAGCCUUCGUUCUGUUCCACCACACAAGAUCCACACAGUUUGAGAUGUCCCAAAAUGCGAUCUAAAAAAACCAGAGCUGAAGCUCUUCUAUUUAUACAGUUUUCUUAGGGUCAGGAUGACCCAGACAUCAAUAUGUUUUAGAAAGCGCCUUCCCACAAUACCAUUAUGUUUUAGAAAGAGCCUUCCCCGGACACCAUUAGGUUUUCGAAAGAGCCUUCCCAUAAUACCAAUAGGUACGAGACUCAACAUUUCGACCUUGGUUUCCAUCUACGGUUAUCUCGCGGCCCUAGCCUUUCCCAUCGACGGUUAUCUUGCGGCCCUAGCCGUUCCCAUCGACGGUUAUCUCGCGGCCCUAGCCAUUCCCAUCAACGGUUAUCUCACAGGUGCAACUUGGCUCAAAUACCCUUAUAAACGGCCCGUCUUGGUUCUCUCUUAAAAAUUAAGGCCUUCGUCUGUGUUACUCCUGAGUUUUUCUCGUGAGAAAAGAAUCCUCCACACCUUCAAGUGCAUUAUGAGUAAGUUUCUUUCACAUUUUUCUGUAUAUCUGUUUUAUAAUGCUUUUUUCUUUUCAUAUUUGCUCUACAUUUCUGUUUUAUAUCUGGUUAUACUGCUUGCAAGUAUUUUACCCCCUUUUCUGUACGCCAUACUUCACAAUAUCAUUAUAAUAUCCUUAUAAUCCUUAUAUUAUCCUUAUAAUAUCCUAAUACUCCUAAUAUUAUUCGAAUAAUGUUCUGUUUUCCUUCUGUAUGUGUGUGCAUGGUGGCAUAGGCCUCUGUGUGUGUGUGUGUGUGUGUGUGUGUGUGUGUGUGUGUGUCUCUUAGUUGACCGUCCACCUACGCUGCACUAAUCAAAUACAUGUAUGGUUUUCGCCUUGCUUAUCUGUGUGUGUUGUGUCUUAGGUGAACGUCAGCCCAGUGAAUUUUCAAUAAAAUUACAUACUACUCAUA